AUGGGGCAUAUUGCCAGCCAAUGUCCCAACCAAAACAACCUGGUGGUACGUGCAAAUGGAGAAAAUGAGUCGGAUGAAGAAGAAAUUGGACAUGAAUUCGAUGUGACAAUCGAUGAGGAGGAAGAAGUAGAACAUGCCCUUGACGGAGAGCUUCUUGUUGUCAAGAGGAGUCUUAGUAUCAAAAGUAUAGAAGACGAGCAACAACGAGAAAACAUCUUCCAUACUCGUUGUCAGGAUUUCCAAGACGUUUUUUCAGACAAUGUGCCAAGUGGGUUACCACCCCUUCGUGGGAUAGAGCACCAAAUAGACUUUGUGCCCGGAGCUGUGAUCCCAAACCGACCAGCGUACCGGACUAACCCCGAAGAGACCAAAGAGCUACAACGAUAA
Gossypium raimondii (Peruvian cotton) is the source of this 387-nucleotide messenger RNA. RefSeq lists its product as uncharacterized. The transcript is spliced from 2 exons. The coding region runs from base 1 to 387 and encodes 128 amino acids. The record is from RefSeq and is a predicted model, not a curated record. NCBI's taxonomy places the organism in Eukaryota, Viridiplantae, Streptophyta, Magnoliopsida, Malvales, Malvaceae.